Messenger RNA from Vigna angularis (adzuki bean), 551 nucleotides. RefSeq lists its product as uncharacterized. NCBI's taxonomy places the organism in Eukaryota, Viridiplantae, Streptophyta, Magnoliopsida, Fabales, Fabaceae. The transcript is spliced from 2 exons. The record is from RefSeq and is a predicted model, not a curated record.
AUGACCGGAGAAGAAGUAUCCGGCCCUGCUGGCCCCAAGCUCAUCCGUCUCGUCUUCUUCAUCGGCGCCGGAGUGAUCUGCACCACCGCAAUUAACAAGUGGCGCGAAUACGAGAGGAACACCAUCAUCCAGUAACAACAACAACAGGAACGAGUCGUGGAAACGCAUAAUUCGUCGGAAUCUGUUGCUGCUCCCAAGACUCUCAAAUAAAGGUUAGGGUUUUAUCGUUAAGUGAUGGGUAGUGUUAAGACGGCGAUUUUGCGUUAAAUCAAGUGUAUUAUGCAGUUUUAGUUUUUCUCCUUAGCUUUGAUUAUUAAUUGUUACCGUUGGGGUUGUGAAUGUGAAGUUUUGUUAGGUUAGGCAAUGGAUGUUUGCCAAUGCUUGCGGGGAAAAAUGGAAAUGAAUUGUGGUGGGAAGAUUAAUAAGUUGUAAGGAAAUUUUGAAUUGGCGGAUAAAUUGUCCUUUAUUUAUCAUUCCCAAAAUAACUGAAGGACUUUGUAACUUGAUUUAGUCAUUCGGAAUGAAUUGCUAAUUAUACCUUUGAGUCUGAA